Messenger RNA from Alternaria rosae, 1103 nucleotides. Its product is annotated as urease accessory protein ureG. The record is from RefSeq and is a predicted model, not a curated record. The coding region runs from base 239 to 1036 and encodes 265 amino acids. NCBI's taxonomy places the organism in Eukaryota, Fungi, Ascomycota, Dothideomycetes, Pleosporales, Pleosporaceae. Gene Ontology annotation, molecular function: GTPase activity; nickel cation binding. The transcript is spliced from 3 exons.
CAAUCACCUCUGCAUUGAAAUGGCCUUAAAUACGGUCGUCGAGGUUGUUCAUGCGAGCGGCGUGUCGUCGCCUGUCAGCCUAUCGUCGGUGUUAUUGAGUGAAGCUUCGCUACCAGGGUUGCGCCGGAUUGAACCCCACGUCUCUCGUCGUGUCGUGCCCCACCAUGGAGAUCCUCGAGCUUCCCUCCUGCUUGCUGGCUUACUCUGUUGAUUGAUAGUCAUACUACAUCAUACAACAAUGUCUCACGGCCACUCACACGAAGGCGCGUCGCAUUCGCAUUCGCACGAAGCCGCGGAUCACGGCCACACGCAUGAGAUCCUCGACGGGCCGGGGAGCUACCUGGGUCGCGAGCUGCCCAUCAUCGAGGGAAGAGACUGGGAAGACCGGUCCUUCACUAUUGGAAUUGGAGGACCAGUGGGCUCGGGCAAGACAGCCCUCAUGCUAGCCCUCUGCAAGCACCUCCGAACACGCUUCUCCAUAGCCGCGGUAACAAAUGACAUCUUCACCCGAGAAGACUGCGAGUUCCUCACCAAGAACAAUGCCUUGCCCGCCGAGCGCAUCGUCGCCGUCGAAACAGGAGGCUGCCCCCAUGCCGCUGUCCGCGAAGACAUCUCCGUCAAUCUCAUGACGCUCACAAACCUGCACCAAAAGUUCAACACGGACCUCCUGCUCAUCGAGUCCGGCGGUGACAAUCUCGCUGCCAACUACUCGCGCGAACUCGCCGACUUCAUCAUCUACGUUAUCGAUGUCUCGGGUGGUGACAAGAUCCCCAGGAAGGGGGGUCCGGGUAUCACACAGUCAGACCUGCUGGUCGUCAAUAAGAUCGAUCUUGCCGAGGCGGUCGGCGCGGAUCUGGGUGUCAUGGAGCGGGAUAGCAGGAGGAUGCGUGAGGGUGGGCCAACUAUCUUUGCGGUUGUCAAGAGGGAUCAGGGUGUGGAUGCUAUUGUGGACUUGAUUCUGUCCGCGUGGAAGGCUUCUGGUGCCGUGCAGGCUAAGAAGGACAAGUUCGAGCCUACAUUGAUGGAGGAGAAAUAAAGAGACAACAAGGGAACUUUGUCAUGUCACAAUAAGAUAGCGUUAUGGUCCACGAUGAUUCGGGGAU